Molecule: messenger RNA, 2005 nt
Organism: Paramisgurnus dabryanus
Lineage: Eukaryota; Metazoa; Chordata; Actinopteri; Cypriniformes; Cobitidae
Source: RefSeq, a predicted model, not a curated record
UGAAUGAACUUUCCCUCUCCAUGAAUUUGCCUGCAUGCAUAGUGAGGUUAAGAGAGAUAAACUUGUACUCGCACCUGUAGCUGUGUGGCUCAUACUGGACUUAACAGAAGUUUUGUUGUUAAUGAUAUUGCAUGCUGAAUAUUUACAGGUGCAAUGUUUGGUCAAGUUUUGUUAACCCUCCUGGUGAUGACUGUCCCUGUUGUUCAGAGCGGCAAUGUUCUUGUCUAUCCUGUGGAUGGCAGUCAUUGGGUCAACAUGAACAUCUUGAUUGAGGCUCUUCACUCCAAAGGUCACAACAUCACAGUCAUCCGGAUGUCAGACAGCUGGUACGUCAAAGAAUCUUCACCCAUUUACACAUCCAUUACUGUGAAUGCUCCUGGAGGGUUUGGUGAAGAAUUCCUCCACGAGUUUGUAUCAAGACUGCUGAACAUUUUAAGGGACGGCUCCACUUGGGCUCGCCUGAAACUGGAGAUAGAGAUGUGGCAAACUAUUUUAGAGAUGGGUGUAGUAGAAAAUGAUCUAAUAGUCAAGAUGUUGGAAGACCAGCAGCUAAUACAGUCCCUAAAAGACAAAAAAUAUGAUUUGAUGCUUACAGAUCCAGCCAUGUUUGGAGGUGUAAUAUUGGGGCAUUAUCUUAAACUGCCCAUGGUCUAUAAUGUCCGUUGGACCAUGUACACUGAAGCUCAUUUUGCAAUAGCCCCUUCACCACUUUCUUAUGUACCUUUCCCAAUGAGUGAGUUAUCAGACCGCAUGAGUUUCUUUGAAAGAGUGAAAAAUAUUUUGAUGUACAUCAUCACUGAAACACAGGCGGCUCUCAUGAUCGCUCCAUUUUAUAACAAAGUUUGUGAACGCUUCAUUGGCCCAGGAACAUCCUAUUUUAGUUUAGUUCAAGGUGCUGAUCUGUGGCUCCAUAGGGUUGAUUUUAUUUUUGAAUUCCCACGGCCCACUAUGCCAAACAUCGUCUACAUGGCUGGUUUUCAGUGCAAGCCAUCAAAGCCUCUUCCGCAAGACCUCGAGGACUUUGUGCAAAGCUCUGGUGAUCAUGGUGUCAUCGUCAUGUCUCUGGGCACUCUUAUUGGUCAACUUCCUGAUGAUGUGGCAGAGGCCAUUGCUGAAGCUUUUGCUGAACUUCCACAGAAGAUCAUCUGGAGGUAUAAAGGAAGGAGACCAUCUGCACUGGGAAACAACACUUUAAUAAUGGACUGGAUACCUCAGAAUGAUCUUCUGGGUCAUCCCAAAACCAGAGUCUUUGUGGCUCAUGGUGGAACCAAUGGAAUCCAAGAAGCCAUUUACCAUGGGGUACCAAUCAUUGGAUUUGGACUCAUCUUUGACCAGCCUGAUAAUCUUUCAAAGAUGAGAGUGAAGGGUGUAGCCAAGACCGUAGACUUUGCCACAGUGGAUAAAGACUCCUUCUUAGAAACUCUCAAGGAGGUUCUUUAUAAUCCCAGUUAUCGGGAGAACAUGCAGAGACUCUCAAGACUUCACAGAGACGUUCCAGUGAAGCCUCUGGACAGCGCCAUCUUCUGGAUUGAGUUUGUCAUGAGGCACAAAGGUGCCGCUCAUUUACGCACAGAGUCGUACAAAAUGCCCUGGUACUCGUAUCACUCUGUUGACGUCAUGUUGUUCCUGCUGUCUGCUGUGACGCUCAUAAUGCUGACCACAUAUGUGCUUAUCAGAUAUUUAUGCUGCAGAAUAUGUAGGAGAAAAAACAAACUAGAAUGAUUUUUAAUUUAGUUAAGUUUACGAUUUGUGUGUUUUACUGUGUUUUCCUACAUAUACAGUACUCCAUACAGGACACUUAAAUAUUGCCUUCGUCCCUAAUGGUUAUUGAAUGUUUCACUGUUUAUUUUCAGUUGGCUUUUGGAGAUUUUUUUUCAGUUACGAUCAUCUUCAAGUUUAUUGUUUAUUUGUAGUUAAUAUCUAAUUCAAUACAUAAGUAUGCAGUGUUCUAACACAAUAUAUAACCACUUGUAAACUUGAGUUUUUAUACAGCACUGUAAACCAC